Molecule: messenger RNA, 1215 nt
Organism: Lineus longissimus
Lineage: Eukaryota; Metazoa; Nemertea; Pilidiophora; Heteronemertea; Lineidae
Exons: 5
Coding region: 47-877 (276 amino acids)
Source: RefSeq, a predicted model, not a curated record
ACAGGGCAAGGUCAACAGAUAGAACACUCUAACUGGGAACGCUAAGAUGGUAGACCAAGUCACCCCGGAACUCAUCCGACAAUACAGAGAGGACGGGGCCGUCUGUCUCCGCGGCGUCUUCGGCCAGGAAGUGAGGGACAAGGUCUGGCAGGGGAUGCAGAAAGUCAUGGCCAACCCGAGCAGCUCGAGCGUCAACAUGAAGUCUGAAGGAGGUGGCGUCUUUUUCAAUGACUAUGUCCGCUGGCAAGAGAUUCCAGAAUUUCAGGAUUUCAUCUUCAAUACUGCGGCGGCGGAGAUUGUUGGGCGGAUGAUGGAGUCAGAUUAUGUGAACUUCUAUUUCGACCACACGUUGUGCAAGGAGCCGGGGACCACGAAAACCACGCCAUGGCAUCACGACCAGUCCUAUCAGCCCAUGGAUGGUUAUAAGAAUAUUUCAAUAUGGAUGCCUCUGGACCCUGUGAUCAAGGAAAACACCUUAUGGUUCGUCAAGGGUUCACACAACUGGGACAAGUGGUUCUACCCAAGACAAUUUUCGACGACAGAAACCUAUAAAACCAUCAACGAUGAUGUCACUCAUCGGAAAUACGAAGAUGUUCCCCAUGAAGAAAUUGACAACAACCCGGAUAAAUACCCAAUAUUGCAGUGGACUUGUGAGCCUGGAGACAUCGUCAUUUUCCACAAUAAAUGUCUGCAUGGAGCUCCUGGUAACCCGCUCAAGACCCACCGGAGAGUCUUCGCAACUAGAUGGCUUGGAGACGAUUCUGUUCUGGCCAAACGACCAUGGGAAGCAGCGCCUCCUCACAUGGGUGGACUAAACUACGGCGACAAGAUAAGAGAUUGUGAAGCCUUCCCAGAAGUUUGGAGGAGACAAAAAUAAACAACGUGAUUUUACACAAACCUGCAUGGCUAAUGAAAACGAGUUGGAAUUCUGCGUAAAUUUCUUGAAUGUGAUUCAAUGAUAACAAGCGAAAUUGGUGAUACGUUCCCUUUGAUAUGGAAAAGACAUUUAAAAACUCCGAAUUGAAAGUUGAAAUUUAGACUGAUGAAAACUCACCAAACUCGGAAAAAAUACCACAUUCACAGUUUCUUUUGAUGAAGCUUAAAGAGACAAUGGGUAGGCUAUACUGGGGUAGGGGAUUAUAUGUUAGAUCGCCACUAUUGGCCGCAACUGGUACAAUACUGUUGCGAUAUCCAAUAAAUGACUUUUACCUGUCA